UCCUCCGGAAAGCGGAAGCGGAAGUGACGUUCGGGGAAGGUGGGGGCAAUCAUGGUGCCGCUGGGGAGGGGAGAAGCUGCCGCUGCCGCCGUUGCCGGGAGCCGCGGAGACAGGCCAUCACCUUUCCAUUUCUCACAAUUGGGCUGAGCACGAUUGAACCAUGGGGGAACACAGUCCAGACAACAACAUCAUCUACUUUGAGGCGGAGGAAGAUGAGCUGACCCCCGAUGUCAAGAUGCUCAGGUUUGUGGAUAAAAACGGACUGGUGCCUUCCUCAUCUGGAACUGUUUAUGAUAGGACAACUGUUCUUAUUGAGCAGGACCCUGGCACUUUGGAGGAUGAAGAUGACGAUGGACAGUGCGGAGAACACUUGCCUUUUCUAGUAGGGGGUGAAGAGGGCUUUCACCUAAUAGAUCAUGAAGCAAUGUCCCAGGGUUAUGUGCAACACAUUAUCUCACCAGAUCAGAUUCAUUUAACAAUAAACCCUGGUUCCACGCCCAUGCCGAGAAAUAUCGAAGGUGCAACCCUCACUCUACAAUCGGAAUGUCCAGAAACGAAACGUAAAGAAGUAAAGCGGUACCAGUGCACCUUUGAGGGCUGUCCCCGCACCUACAGCACAGCAGGCAACCUGCGCACCCACCAGAAGACUCACCGAGGAGAGUACACCUUUGUCUGUAAUCAGGAGGGCUGUGGCAAGGCCUUCCUCACCUCCUACAGCCUCAGGAUCCAUGUGCGAGUGCACACGAAGGAGAAGCCAUUUGAGUGCGACGUGCAGGGCUGUGAGAAGGCCUUCAACACGCUGUACAGGCUGAAAGCACAUCAGAGGCUUCACACAGGGAAAACGUUUAACUGUGAAUCUCAAGGCUGCAGCAAGUACUUCACCACACUCAGUGAUCUGAGGAAGCACAUUCGAACCCAUACAGGAGAAAAGCCAUUUCGGUGUGAUCAUGAUGGCUGUGGAAAAGCAUUUGCAGCAAGCCACCACCUUAAAACUCACGUCCGUACACAUACUGGUGAAAGACCCUUUUUCUGCCCCAGUAAUGGCUGUGAGAAAACAUUCAGCACUCAGUACAGUCUCAAAAGUCACAUGAAAGGUCACGAUAACAAAGGACACUCAUACAAUGCACUUCCAAAUCACAAUGGAUCAGAGGAUACAAAUCACACCCUUUGUCUGAGUGACUUGAGCCUUCUGUCCACAGAUUCUGAAUUGCGAGAAAAUCCCAACACAACGCAGGGCCAGGAUCUCAGCACACUCUCACCAGCAAUCAUCUUUGAAUCCAUGUUCCAGAAUUCAGAUGACGCAGCCAUUCAGGAAGAUCCUCAACAGACAGCUGCCUUGAUUGAAAGUUUUAAUGGUGAUGCAGAGUCAGUCAGUGAUGUUCCACCAUCCACAGGAAAUUCAGCAUCUUUAUCUCUUCCACUUGUACUGCAGCCUGGCAUCUCCGAGCCACCCCAGCCUCUACUACCAGCCUCAGCACCGUCUACUGCUCCGCCGGCUCCCUCCUUAGGAACUGGUUCCCAGCAAGCUGCAUUUGGCAACCCCCCUGCUCUCUUACAACCUCCAGAAGUGCCUGUUCUCCACAGCACACAGUUUGCUCCUAAUCAUCAAGAGUUUCUUCCGCACCCUCAGGCACCGCAACCUAUCGUCCCGGGACUUUCUGUUGUUGCUGGGGCUUCUGCAUCAGCAGCGGCAGUGGCGUCAGCCGUGGCAGCACCACCCCAACCACAAAGUACUACUGAGCCCCUGCCAGCCAUGGUCCAGACUCUGCCCCUGGGUGCCAACUCUGUCCUAACGAAUAAUCCCACUAUAACCAUCACCCCGACUCCCAACACGGCUAUCCUGCAGUCCAGCCUAGUCAUGGGAGAACAGAACUUACAGUGGAUAUUGAAUGGCGCCACGAGUUCACCGCAAAACCAAGAACAAAUUCAGCAAGCAUCUAAAGUUGAGAAGGUGUUUUUUACCACUGCAGUACCAGUAGCCAGUAGCACAGGGAGCUCUGUCCAGCAGAUUGGCCUCAGUCUUCCUGUGAUCAUCAUCAAACAAGAGGAGGCGUGUCAGUGUCAGUGUGCGUGCCGGGACUCUGCCAAGGAGCGGGCGGCCGGCAGGAGAAAGGGCUGUUCUUCCCCACUCCCUCCAGAGCCAAGCCCCCAGCCUCCUGAUGGGCCCAGCCCGAAGCUGCCGCCUCAGACUUUCUCCCCACCUCCCGUCCCUCUGUCAUCCUCCUCCACCAUACCUUCUUCCUGUGAGCAAAGCAGACAAGCAGAGACUCCUUCAGCCCCUCAGACAGAAACGUUAAGUGCCAUGGAUAUGUCAGAGUUUCUGUCCCUCCAGAGCCUGGACACCCCGUCCCCUCUGACUCCCAUUGAAGCACUGCUGCGGGGGGAGGAGGAGAUGGGCCUGACCAGCAGCUUCUCCAAGUGAAGGCCUGUGUGCUCACCUCCGGGCGAAGAGGCCCGGCAGCAGGGUCAGGUGCGGGGCCUCCCAUCUCGGGGUCAGCAGUUUGAAGGAUGAAGAAACCUGCUGUUGAAAUCCUCACCUUUCAGCCGUAUUUUCUUUAUUCAUAUCCCAGGAGCAUCCAUUUUAAGGAACUGAUCUUUGAGGAAAAAAAAAAACCAACAAAACAGAAAAAAAAAGCUAAGUUAUAAAUGAACUGUUUGGCUGCACUGUAUGUCACUUUUGCUUAUUGUCAUGUGAACUUGGAAAUUAAGGUUACUCGUAUGCAUAAAAAUUCUAAAUGAAAGGGUGUGGUUUCCAUCAAUCUGAUGCUGCCCAACACUUGCAGUGGGGGCUUUGUGGUUUGGGCAGUAGAUUUCAGUGUGUUGGGUGUUGCUCCUCCCCGUGAGUCUUUUGAGUGUGAGGCUGAAGCUUGUUCGGAAGGCCAGACCUCGCUCCAUCGGAGAGGGAAGUGGCAAAGGCAGUUCGGACCCCAUGAGCUGGACAGGGAUUGGGUAAGAUGGUUCUGUUGUUGCGCUUGGUGUCGGUGGAGCUCAGUGUGACUAGGCAGGGUCAUCCGGCAGCUAAAAGCCUGGCCCGAGGCUGUGGGGAUGAUCCGGCUCUGCAGGGGCCCUCGGCGGGUUGCUGACUGCUAGCUGUGGAUGACGGGUGUGCAGAGCAGGCUCUGGCGACACGAUCACAGUCUUCGCCUUCCUGGUUCUUUCUCUCUCGGUUGGUCGCUGGGGCUUGCAGGUUGCGGUGAAUUCUUGGGGAACGUCCCUGUUUUGUACUAGAGCAGACAGGUGGCUUGUGACCAGUUGCUGGGCGGUGGUCUGCCUUCCUUAAUGGUGUUUCCUUCCUUAGAGCAAGAGAGCUGCAUUUUGCUUCUCGGGAGAAGGUGCGGCUUUAAGGGAGUUUUUUUAAGGUGCGUGUCCUUGGCGGGCCGAGUGUGCUGGUUCAGGCUUCAGCAGGCUUCUGGCUGCCCCCUCCCAUCUCCGCCUCUCACCCUCUGGAUUUUGCAUACAGCCUAGUACAGUGCAAAGAAGGAUAUGACUUGCUCAGCUUAGUCAUUUGAUUGCUAAACAAAAACAAAAAAACAAACAAAAAACACAAAACGAUGAUCUUCUACUCAGGGUAAAACAAAACAAAAAAUUCCCUUUCCACCAAAAAGCCUGAAAUGUUGCAAUAAGUUAUCUCAUUUGGAAUGUUUCAUUAAGUUGUGUUAUAGGGAAAAAGAUUUUCUUUUUGAUCUGUGUAUAGAUUUGUAUCCAUCUGUCUGCCUUUGGCUCCAAGUCAUGGCCUCUUAAAAUAAAACAUAAACUACAGUCCACACUAAAAUGGAAAGUUUCUCUCAACUGGCUCUGUUAACGUGGUCCCGCAUGCUCCCCAGACUCCCUGAGCUCAGAAGCUAGGCAUGGCCCAGGGUUCUAGCCUCUGCCCCGAGGAGUGCUUGCCUGCCUUGAGCGAGGAGCAGGCUGCCACAGGCGGGGCUGUUCUUCUGAGUCGACCAGGUCAGGCAGAAAGCAGCCAUCAUUUUGCGUACCUUUUCCACUCCCUUAUGUACAGAGAUCUGCAUUUGUCACACUCCUGUUCUCUGAGCCAUUACUCAGGACCAGCCAAGACAGUAUCCAGAGCAGAUCGUUUACGUGGGAGCCAGGCUCUGCCGCUGACAGGAUGUUUGGGACAGACUUGGACAAGAGGGCAGUGGCAGUAAAUGUUGCUCCUGCCACGAGGAGAAAUGGCCUUAAGCAUAAGCAGCUGGCGGUUUUCACUCCAGGAGUCUCAUCAGGAGAAUUGAUUUCUUUCUGACCUUCUACACUCCCCUCUGGGGACCACUGACCUCAGCAGAAGUUGAUAAGGCAAGAGGAGUCUUGUAUUACCACAGUGGGUUAGUCCUGGAAAACCAGCAGCUGAGCAUGGGUGGUCCUUGCCUGUCUCUGGGCCUUGCACCCAUGGGAAGCUUUGAGGUAGGACCCUUGCUGUUUUCUCUACAGCUUCUGGGAGAGAGCAGUGCGAUGGGACCCCAAAGCUUGCUUAUAUCAGAGGGCAGGAAUGACCUCCCCACAUACCCAUGCUAGGGUUACCUGGGCUUCGGUUCCCUGGGAGCUGAGGUGGGAAACAGGAGCCCAGGGAAGGCCACUGGAAGGCCGUGGUUUAAGUAUUGCUUCUUUCUGCUUAGCCAGGGCUGUGCUCGUGUAGGGCCUACCCAGGUCAGUGACUUUUCUGCCCUCCAGAGAUGGGGAGUGAUAAAGAAGCAUCUUAAAACAGCGUUUAGGCUGACAGAUUUUUCUAGUUGAAGUAUCUGCCUUUUGAGGGUGACUUGAGAUUACAAGGGGGACUGUCAGAUCCAAUCAGCUUUUGAAAAAUCAGGAAUGUGCUUAAAAUGCUAGUGAGUGGUUGUGAGGAGCAGGUCUGUUCCACAGGGUGGGUAGUCUUUCCUUUCCUUCCUCUUCUGGCACUCUUUCCCUCCCCACUCCCUUCUGUAAGCCUGGUCUCCAGUGCCCAGGGCCUUGGAGAAGGGAGGCCACUGGCUAAAGUGGAGCCAAAGGAGCCUUCUUGGAGAGCGUGGUUUCCUAGCCCAGGAAUGAACCGAGGGUGGGGUUAGGGCAGGUCUGCCGACUGCUAGCGGUGACACCAGGCCCUUUUUCUUCCCAUGGUAACCGUAACCAUUUUCGCCCCCAGCUCCCAUUAGCACCUCCACUUAUCUGCCCCUUUGCAGGGAGCUGGGCAGCCCCAGGAUUGGGAGCUCGUGGGCUUGGAGCUGGUAGGGAACGUUGGCUGGCACCGCCAAACUGCCUUAGUGAAUUUGGCCCUUCCCCCACAGGUGGGUGGGGUGUUGAGGGAAGUGGUCCUCCCUUUCCUGGCAGGGUCUGGCCAGCCUCACGGGGGCAUCACUAGUUCGGUGACAAGAGCUGGUAUCAUUUAUUGAAUUCCACCUCCUGCCCCUUUAGAAGGAGAUCAUGGUACAAAGCUUAGGAGGAGCCUUAAGGUGUGAAGGCCUCUCUGGGUAGAAGCAAGGGACUUCUCACCAGCUCUGGAGAGUCAGUAGAUGAGAGAGUUUUACCUUCAGGGUCCACACGGUGGACUGACGGGGAUAACGGGGUGCGGGGGUGGGGUUCCUGAGAGACUUUGUACAUUGUUGAAUGUGUCCAGAGGGACGAGUUUGCAGAACCUCAUAUUGGUAUAUUAAAGAAAUAAUAAAAUAAAAAAGCACUUUAGGUUAUUUUAUCUUUAACCCAAUUGCUGCAAUUUCUUUUGUGUGUAUAUAUAUACAUAUAUAUACUUUCCACAAAGUUUUAUUUUUUGCUCAGAAUAAAAAGUUAAAUUGAGGUGUGAAAAGAAAAGCACUUACUUUGGUGCAAUAUGUGUAGCUUGACGGUCGUUGUCCCAUGUGGCCCUGGCCUGGCCCCGUUUUCCUCUCAUCAGCCCUGUACUCAGGCUGUCUAUAGGGAAACACUAUUAUGCAUUCUCAGCACCUGCUCAAUCUAUGCAAGCUUCCCCUGUGUGCCCGAGGGCGCCCCCUCAGGCUCUCUGAAGAACUGCUGCGAGUCCUGUUUUCUUCUGCUGACUGUCGCGGCCCUUUUUCAUCAUUUCUUGGUCCCUUGCCAUCUUUCCCCUCUUCACCAUUACAAAAUGAUACCUGGAGGAAGGAACAGGUGGUUCCUAGGUAGAAACCUGGCACCUUCUAGACUUUUAUAUUUCUAAUCACAUCGGUUGUCCUUAAUCUUAAAGACUCCUGCAGAGUCACUGAAACCAUUAAAGGUUUGUGGAACUGCAACAAUAUUGCUAAAGAAUACCUUUCCACCAAUCAAAAGUAUGUUUGGGGAGGUGUUGGUAGUCAGGGUGGCAAGAGAGUUAUUUCCAUCCUGCCCCCAUUCUGGCCUGUUGGCUCUUUAAGCAAAAAGCCCUCUAGGCUCCCUUGAAUCCAGUAAACCAAGCUGUUAAUAAUUCGCUUUGUCAACUUUCUUCCUUCCCCCUCACUCCCCUCAUGUUCUCCCCCACCCCAUUUUAUCUUCAAUUCUCAGGCUAGAAUAGAAGAGAGAAGUUUUAAAAUAUACUUCAGCCAAAGCAGAAAGAUUUCCAUAGAUCCAGUGUGCAAAUUCUGCUGUGACAUAGAUCGGAAAUUGUCCAUUCUUUAAUACUUGGGGCAGGGGGGGGCAACAAAACUGAAUUAUGCAUAUCUCUGAUUGGUAGUCAGUCUAGCCUUUCCUCUUGCAUAUUUUUGCGGGAGAGGGAAAGGGUCCCGUAUUUCUUCUCAUGCCUUUUGGGGAAGCUGGCAUUUCUCUGUUAUUCCUGUUCAAGAGAGGGCUUCUCAGUCUGCACUGAAAAAUCCAAAUUAAACUGGAUCUUGCUGUCAAUGUGUACAUAGUACAAGCUUUUUUACUGGAAGCAAAGUUUAAAACACGCUGCCCUUUUGGUGGUGUGCUGCUGGGCCAAAAAUUGGGUGAUAAUGUAGUGUCACUUUCUCAGCUCAAUGCAGUUUCUACUCUCUUUCUUAUGGGAAAACUUUUCAUAAAAUCUUUUUUCACCAAAACCCAGGGGUGUUUUUUGCAAUAUCCUCGUUAUCCUCUUAGUGGUGCCAAGUCAGAAGCCUCUCUUGCUCUUCUCCCCUGUGUCCUCAGGCCUCCCAGGGGCGCUUUUUGACUCAACAGUCUACAUCCUUUGUUGUGUUUUGGAGAAUGUGGGCUUGAGGGUUGGAGUUCAAGGUGGCUGUUCCUUUUCCCUGUGAACUCCUCCUGGUCCCUGUUUGGGGAAGGUGGCUGGAAACAGGUUUUUGCUGAAUCUCUGUCUCAGAUCUUCUGGCCAGGAAAGGCAAGACCCACGAGAGCCUUCUCUUUUGACACACACUAUCAUUGGCCAGAGGUCUUGGUGACAAUUUUUUUAAAUCCCAAAUAGUUUUAUUUGGAUUAUGUAAAAGCCUAUCAAAUUUAUUUAAGUGUGAAACAUGGGAACAACAGACUUCCACUGAGCGAUAUGAAAACGUUACAGGUUCAGUACUUCCAAAGGAAGAAACCUCCAAACCCAAAAAAGAGUAAAUAUGAAUUUGUAUUUUUGAAGAAUGUGAAAUAAUGGUGUUUGCUUAAUUGCUCAUUUUGUAUAAACUUAAUAUUGUACUUUAAAAUAUCUGCUAAGAAGUGAAAAUUUAACUUUUUGGAAUUGAAAAAGCAAUAUUAAAUACUAAUGAAAUCCUAAUUAAAUGCUUAUUUAAA
Molecule: messenger RNA, 7644 nt
Organism: Equus caballus (horse)
Lineage: Eukaryota; Metazoa; Chordata; Mammalia; Perissodactyla; Equidae
Gene: MTF1
Product: metal regulatory transcription factor 1
Biological process (GO): regulation of transcription by RNA polymerase II
Cellular component (GO): nucleus
Source: RefSeq, a predicted model, not a curated record